ACACAAUAAACGGGCCAAUCUCAAUCCUAUUAUUCUAAAUGGCCCCUAAACCCAACUGUUAUUUCUAGUUUUGGCCCAGCAUAUGCGAUAUUUUUAUACUAUAUAUUAGAUUUUUCACUCUAAAUUUAGGUUACUAUCUACUCGAUGGUAACUUGUAAACAUAACAUUCCACUUUUAGAUUCGAUUGGAAUGAUCUUCUAUUUCGUUUAGUAUCUUCAUUCGAUGACAGACACACAUGUUACCAUUUACAAUUACCAAACGCGAAUGUGGUGUGCGUACAAAACCUAUGUAUAUUCGGUCAUUACUUAAGCAAAUUUUAAAAGUUUUACGAUAAAAUAACAAAAUAUUAAUUGAGAUGUAUUUUGGGUGGUCUAGACGAAUAGGAGGAUAUAAGAACAUGUGCAUGCACGUUGAGCUUAUAUACAUACAACGUGCUAACACGCGAUCAAUCUCGACCACUAAACUUUCCAUCAUGGCUAGCUAUAGUUCAUAUAUAUGUAAACCUACCUUCAUUAGUUAGGUACUUUUCACGUUACCUAGUCAUUCAUAAACUAUAAUGCAUGUUGUUCAAAAAAAAAAAGUCAUUCAUAAACUAUAUACUCAUACGCAGAUCAAUCAUAUGUUUAGUUAAUGUUAAGCUAAUUCUCUCAAUUAUUAAGUUCAAUGUUUCGUGUUGACGGCGAUGGGAGAUAUAUACAUUGAAUCUAAUAGUCUCCGAGGAUGUCUGAUCAUCAUCGCUCCACGAAUCUGCUUCUUCUUUCUUCCCUUUUUAAAAAUAAAAAACACAUGACGAGCGAAGAACAUAAUCUUUUAAGAUGCUCCAAUCAAAUCCACUCACGAAAAUAAAAUUCUUAAAUGAGAAUUCCACAAAUUCAAAGAAACAUUGAAGAUAUCGCAUGUUCUUAUGUCUUUUAAAAUUAAAACCUUAACCCAAUCCUCAACAUCGUUAUCUACUUUGUCUAGAAAAAUAAAACACCUAAAACUGCUCGUGAGUGCUUUUGUAAUUGUAGCAUUAGUUUAUUUUUAUUUGUUAUUUAGUUGUGCCGGCUUAUAUCAGCUGGAAAUAACGAGAUACAAAGAGCUCAAUAAAAGCAAAAGCAUCAAGACAACCAAUUAGCCAUAUUUUAUCAUAUCUGUCAAAAUGGAUAUGAAUUCAAACUAUGUGCAUCGUAGCAAAAUCAAAACGAUCGAUGUGUGUUUCUGAAAUCGUUUAUGCAUCAGAAAAUAUAUACAUACACAAAAUUCAUAUAAUAUAUUGACAUUUUCAUCUUAUCAAGCACCACCUUCUUAAUACACAUGGACUGCGUGUAAAUUAGAUAAGUAUUUAAUAUACAAAGAAUAAAGCAUAAAGAUAAUUACAUUCUUAUUGUUUUUUUCCGUUACAUUAUUAUCGUUGAUUCGCCGACUUUGGUAAACUCGAACUAAUUGGUCGCAAAAUUAAAAUAUUAUAAAGAACAAAGGAGGAAUAGGACAGGGUGUUUAUGGUGAUGUGAAUGGGAAGAAAGUUGGUGUUUUAAGCAUGUAGGAGGGUUGGGUGGUGAUGACAAUCAUGUGAGUGCAUGUGCAUCGCGUUGUAUUUUGGUGACAUUUACUCAGCUAAACUCUAAUUAUCCAUACAUAUUAACAUUUAAAAACUCAAUAACAAAAACAUCAUUGUGGACACUUGUCCAAAUAUCAUCCAAUCCUUUUGGGAUAGAAAAGAGAACCUUCUCAGAAGCUGACCUCCGUUUAGAGUUAUAUCUAAAGAUCACUGACCUUUAUCUAUGUCUAUAUAAACGAAGGCCAUCUCAUAUAUGCAUCAUACUAGAAAAUUUUUAUGGAGUUAUUAUCCCUUGUCUAGACAACAUUCUUUCAUCACAUUACAUCAACCAAAAGAACAUUCUUACAUCAUUUACAAUAAUGGGAGUAACCUUAGAAGGUCAAAGAAAGGAAUCAGUUUGGGUGUCGAUGAGAAGACAAAGAGCACGAAGGGCCCUUGUGAAGAAGAUCAUGAUCCGACCGAAAAAGAAUCUAGAGGCUUCUAGAAGACCAUGUCGUGCGAUUCAUAAACGAGUCAAGACGCUGAAAGAGCUUGUUCCGAACACCAAAUCAUCAGAAGGUUUGGAUGGACUCUUUAGACAGACGGCAGAUUAUAUUUUGGCUUUGGAAAUGAAAGUGAGAGUUAUGCAGACAAUGGUUCAGGUUUUGACCGAAACUGAUUGUAUGUAAUCACCUCAAUAUAUUUUUGUAAAUCUUGCUGGUUUAAAAAAAAUCUUAUUAUUAAUAUAAUAAGUGCUUUUUGUUUUUAUUUGUU
Molecule: messenger RNA, 2293 nt
Organism: Brassica rapa (field mustard)
Lineage: Eukaryota; Viridiplantae; Streptophyta; Magnoliopsida; Brassicales; Brassicaceae
Product: transcription factor UPBEAT1
Biological process (GO): regulation of DNA-templated transcription
Source: RefSeq, a predicted model, not a curated record